Messenger RNA from Otolemur garnettii (small-eared galago), 666 nucleotides. It is a transcript of the gene MB, whose product is annotated as myoglobin. Gene Ontology annotation, molecular function: heme binding; oxygen binding. The coding region runs from base 43 to 507 and encodes 154 amino acids. The record is from RefSeq and is a predicted model, not a curated record. Gene Ontology annotation, cellular component: extracellular exosome. Gene Ontology annotation, biological process: oxygen transport. The transcript is spliced from 3 exons. NCBI's taxonomy places the organism in Eukaryota, Metazoa, Chordata, Mammalia, Primates, Galagidae.
GUCACCCCACACUUGCUCUUUUUGUCUUCUGCAGACCACACCAUGGGGCUCAGCGACGGGGAAUGGCAGUUAGUGCUGAAGAUCUGGGGCAAGGUGGAGGCUGACCUUGCCGGCCACGGACAGGAUGUCCUCAUCAGGCUCUUUACAGCUCACCCUGAGACUCUGGAGAAGUUCGACAAAUUCAAGAACCUGAAGACACCAGACGAGAUGAAGGCGUCCGAGGACCUGAAGAAGCACGGUGUCACUGUGCUCACGGCCCUGGGGGGCAUCCUUAAGAAGAAGGGGCAGCACGAGGCAGAGAUCAAGCCCCUGGCCCAGUCGCAUGCCACCAAGCACAAGAUCCCUGUCAAGUACCUGGAGUUCAUCUCAGAGGCCAUCAUCCAUGUUCUACAGAAUAAGCAUUCUGGGGACUUCGGCACUGAUGUCCAGGGAGCCAUGAGCAAGGCCCUAGAGCUGUUCCGGAAUGACAUCGCUGCCAAGUACAAGGAGCUGGGGUUCCAGGGCUAAGCUCCUGCAGCCCCAUCCCCCCCAACCUGGGCCCUGGACCCGGGAAGUGGGGGCUGAGUCUCAUGUAGCCAUGUAGAGUUUGCUUUUGAGUGUCUGCUUGGUUUAUGAGAGGUGGGCAGGAGAGGCUGAGGGGCUGGGGGUGGGAUGUUCAAGUUGGCU